AAAACUGAAGAAGAAGAAGAAGAAGAAGCGGCUUCCGUCCAUCCGGCUGAACCAUCGGAAGCAGCAGAACCAUCAGAGGUUCUGGUCUCAGCAGAUCCCUGAACCCAGACAGCAGCAGCUCCUCUGAACCCACGAUGGACCAAGAAAACAUUUUCCUCUUCGUUCCCAAUUUGAUCGGUUACAGCCGCGUCCUGCUGGCGCUGCUCUCCUUCUACCUGAUGCCCUGCUGCCCCUGGCCCGCCGUCUGCUGCUACCUGCUCAGCGCCCUGCUGGACGCCUUCGACGGCCACGCCGCACGCCUGCUCAACCAGUCCAGCAGGUUCGGCGCCAUGCUGGACAUGCUGACGGACCGCUGCGCCACCAUGUGUCUGCUGGUCAACCUGGCUCUGCUCUACCCGUCCUACGCCUUCCUGUUCCAGCUCAGCAUGGUUCUGGACGUGUCCAGCCACUGGCUGCACCUGCACAGCUCCACCAUGAAGGGAUCUGGGAGUCAUAAGAGCAUCGACCUGUCGGGGAACCCGGUUCUACGCCUCUACUACACCUCCAAGCCGGUUCUGUUCGUCAUGUGCGCCGGGAACGAGCUGUUCUACUGCCUGCUCUACGUCCUGCACCACAUGGAGAACCCUGCAGGCUGGCUGGUUCUGCUGCAGGUUGUCUGCGGACUCGUCUGUCUGCUGAAGUCGGCCAUCAGCGUGGUGCACCUGGUCACCGCCGCCCAGAACAUGGCCGCCAUGGACGCCGCCGAGCGCCAGAUGGCGGCCAAGAAGCACUGAGGGAGGGGGGUGUGGGGGGGGCUGGGUUUCCUGUUCUGCUCUGUGAUGUUUAUGUUCCAUCCUGUUAAAGCAGGUUGAUCAUUGGAUCAGAACCAGAAGGUCCAAUCAGACUCUGAUCAGAACAGUUCCAGGAGGAAGACCAUCUGGACCCGUUUUCCACCCAGAACCUCUCCGGCCAGCAGGGGGCGCCGACUCCUGGACCCGCUCUGAUUUCUAGAAGUCGUUCAUUGAUGCUGAAGAACAUCUGGUUCUGAAUCGUUUCCUCGGUUCUGAAGUUCUGUCUGCUUCAUGCUGUCGGGUUCCUGUCAUGUUCCACCAUGUUGGCUCGUUGUUCCAGAACCCGGAUCAGAACCCGGACCCGGAUGCUGGGACCCGAAAGAAACAACCAGAAAUAAAACGAGGGGAAAGAGGGACCCCUCUGGUUUCCUGGAGCCUUUCAGGGCUAGCUAACCCUGAGGUCA
Molecule: messenger RNA, 1234 nt
Organism: Cyprinodon variegatus (sheepshead minnow)
Lineage: Eukaryota; Metazoa; Chordata; Actinopteri; Cyprinodontiformes; Cyprinodontidae
Gene: cdipt
Product: CDP-diacylglycerol--inositol 3-phosphatidyltransferase
Exons: 6
Coding region: 135-773 (212 amino acids)
Biological process (GO): phosphatidylinositol biosynthetic process
Cellular component (GO): membrane; Golgi apparatus
Molecular function (GO): CDP-diacylglycerol-inositol 3-phosphatidyltransferase activity
Source: RefSeq, a predicted model, not a curated record